Periconia digitata is the source of this 301-nucleotide messenger RNA. The record is from the annotation of a GenBank genome assembly. NCBI's taxonomy places the organism in Eukaryota, Fungi, Ascomycota, Dothideomycetes, Pleosporales, Periconiaceae.
CCCUCACUAUCCAUCCAUCCAUCCAUCCAUCCAUCCAUCCAUUACAAACCCAGCCCGACUAACCAUGCUCAGCCGCGUCAUAUCCCUACCGUCCCAUAUCCAUGCUCACCCCCAUGCCCCCUUCUGCAGAUUAUUCAGCCACGCGGUGAUUUCCUUGGUCCCAGCAACACUGCAUAGUCUCCCUCCCCGAAUUCCGACUAGUCAUCAUCAUCGUCGUCGUUGUCGGUUCUUUGGUUUAGCGCCCGCCCGCCCUUUUUCUCCACUUGAUUUUGUUGAUUCGGGAUUAGCUAGGCUAGGGUAG